Molecule: messenger RNA, 1909 nt
Organism: Phaeodactylum tricornutum CCAP 1055/1
Lineage: Eukaryota; Bacillariophyta; Bacillariophyceae; Surirellales; Neidiaceae
Product: glucose-6-phosphate dehydrogenase
Exons: 2
Coding region: 469-1902 (477 amino acids)
Biological process (GO): glucose metabolic process; pentose-phosphate shunt, oxidative branch
Molecular function (GO): NADP binding; glucose-6-phosphate dehydrogenase activity
Source: RefSeq, a predicted model, not a curated record
CUUCGAGACACCGAAGAACAUCUUUGCGAAACGUCCACACCCCCAACUGUAGGAGAUUUUGCGCAAUGCAGAAAGACGGAGGCUUUUGCAGGUCCUCUAGGGUCGUGCCGACACAAAUUCCUGGGCAAAUUCCCCCCAGUCAAGUCGAUUUCCUGAAUCAAGUGCAACGCGAGAAAUGGCACAAGGUAAAUGGAAAAGUGAUUGCACUGGUCAGCGACGGAAUCGAAUAAUAUUAUUGCCGUUCCGGACACCAACCAAUUCUUACUAGGAGCAGUAGUAUGCGGAUGAAUCGCAUUCCUUUCAACUCUAAAGAGUGUUCUCCACUGAGUUCUCCCGACUGCGAUGAACCGUCGCCAUCACCGUCCGGAUCCCCAUACUCUUUGUUGUCGACUAUAUCUGUAGCACCUGCCUAACUUUGACCAUAAGAAAAAGAAAUGCACGGACUAUAAAUCGGCUAUUCGCUACCUCAUGAUAAUUUGCAGUCUCACUUUUUGCUUCUGCUCCGUUGUCAACGACGCGAAGGAAAGCGUAACGAUCCUUGUUGUGGGAGCUUCGGGAGAUCUCGCGAAGAGGAAGACCUACCCUGCACUUUUGGCUUUGUACAAGGCGAGUCUUUUGCCGUCAGUAACAAUCAUUUGGGGCUUCGCGCGGACCGAAAUGACUCAUUACGGUUUCCGUCAUCACCUGAAACCUUUUCUCAACGAUGCUGACGAAUGCGUAGUCGAUCAAUUCCUUUCUAUCUGCAACUAUCGACCCGGUUCGAGUUAUGGCGACUGGGAAAGCAUGGACUCUAUUCUGAAAGCAUCACCCUCAAGGAACCUUGUUGUCUACCUAGCAACUCCGCCGAACGUGUUUGCACAGUCUGCCGCAGUUCUGAAAAAAACGCUUACCCUAACACCGACAAAUGGUUUCGUCCGUCUUGUCUUGGAGAAGCCAUUUGGAAGUGAUACAGAAAGUUGCGAAACGCUGCUACGAACAUUGAACAACCAGGAAUGGUUGGAGCAACAACUGUAUCGUAUUGAUCAUUAUCUUGGAAAAGAAAUGGUUCAGAACAUACUUACUCUGAGGCAGCAAAAUCGCUGGCUGAACUCUCUUUGGAAUAAGGAUGCCGUGAAAUCGGUACAUAUUAUUUGUAAAGAAUCUUUUGGAACAGAUGGUCGCGGCGGUUACUUUGACCGCUACGGCAUCAUACGAGACAUAUUCCAGAACCAUUUAUUGCAACUGUUGACUUUAGUCGCCAUGGAUAUGCCGGAAAAAUCUUGUGCAACUAAACUUCGAAAUGCAAAACUGGAAAUUUUGAGAAAGAUACCUGUUAUAAAUCUAGAGGACUGUCUUUUUGGCCAGUACGAGGGCUAUAAAGACGACUCCUCGAUUGAAAAUCGAGAUACAGUCACUCCAACCUACGCUUGCAUUCGCACCUGGGUACAUAAUGAGACGUGGAGGAAUGUGCCCUUCGUCCUCGAAGCCGGGAAAGCGUUAAACGAUCGACUGUGCGAGAUAAGACUUCAUUUUCGAGGCGUAAAAAACGGUCAGCCGAACUCACUCGUUUUACGGCUUCAACCUGUUCCGACAAUUUUUCUGACGGCUAAUGUGAAAACCCCUGGAUUUUCCUACAAUCCUGUAAGUGCGCGCAUGCAAGUCGACUAUGGACAGGCUCUGAUGCCUGACGCAUACACUCGUCUACUACUCGAUGUGUUUCGAGGGAAGCAGGCAAAUUUUGUUCGGGAUGAUGAACUCCUGGCGAGCUGGAAGAUAUUCACGCCGAUCCUGAACCAAACUGAGCAAUUGAACAUAGUACCUGAACCGUACAUGCGAGGAUCCACUGGUCCCGACAAGAGGGUAGAGUUUCUGAGAUCAGUUGGAGCUAUCCCAUCAUGGUCACCUCCUCCGUCUGCACUUUGACGCGAAC